Messenger RNA from Toxotes jaculatrix (banded archerfish), 1215 nucleotides. Its product is annotated as LIM homeobox transcription factor 1-beta-like. Gene Ontology annotation, molecular function: RNA polymerase II transcription regulatory region sequence-specific DNA binding; DNA-binding transcription factor activity, RNA polymerase II-specific. Gene Ontology annotation, cellular component: nucleus. Gene Ontology annotation, biological process: neuron differentiation; regulation of transcription by RNA polymerase II. The transcript is spliced from 8 exons. The record is from RefSeq and is a predicted model, not a curated record. NCBI's taxonomy places the organism in Eukaryota, Metazoa, Chordata, Actinopteri, Toxotidae. Bases 1 to 1215 code for a protein of 404 amino acids.
AUGGAAAUUACAACAAGCCUGGGCCGUGUUGAGAAGUGUGUGCAGGCCGGAGAUCCUCAGUCCGGUGCCUGUUUAAAGAUGCUGAAUGACAUUAAAAUAGAAGAUCGACUGUGGACUGAUGCCAGCUCUCUGGAUGUUAUGAUCGGUGAGUUCAUCCUCUUCUCUGCCGUGUGUGAGGGCUGCGCGCGGAUCAUCUCAGACCGCUUCCUGAUGCGUGUCAACGACACGUCCUGGCACGAGCGGUGCUUGCAGUGCGCCGCGUGCCAGCAGCCGCUCACCGCCACCUGCUACUUCAGAGACACCAAACUCUACUGCAAGAGCGACUACCAACAGUUGUUUGCCACUAAGUGCAGCAGCUGUCUGGAGAAGAUAGCACCCACAGAGUUUGUAAUGCGAGCUCUGGAGAGUGUUUACCACCUUAGCUGCUUCUGCUGCUGUGUCUGCGAGCGCCAGCUGUGCAAAGGAGACCAGUUUGUUCUGAAAGAAGGUCAGCUGCUGUGCAAGAAUGACUAUGAGAAGGAGAAGGACCUGCUUGGCACAGUCAGCCCAGACAACUCUAACUCAGAUAAGAGUGAGGAUGAUGAGGACCUUGAUGUGAAGUCAGAGAAGUGUCCUGCAGCAAGGAAAGGCAGCGAUGACAGCAAAGACCUUCGCCGGCCCAAGCGGCCACGCACUAUUCUCACCACCCAGCAGAGGAGAGCAUUCAAGGCCUCCUUUGAGGUCUCCUCCAAGCCCUGCAGAAAGGUGAGAGAGACCCUGGCUGCAGAGACGGGACUCAGUGUUCGUGUGGUCCAGGUCUGGUUCCAGAACCAGAGAGCAAAGAUGAAGAAAUUAGCCCGCCGGCAGCAGCAACAGCAGGAGCAGCACAACAGCCAAAGGCUAGGCCAAGAGGUGAUAUCAGGAUGUAUGGAGGGCCUGCUCAGCUCCUACUCAGGGCCUCUACCUCCAAACCAGCAGCGGCACCUGGGGACCAUGGACCACAAAGGGUACAACAUCGAUCCCUUCCAGCAGGGCCUCACACCACCACAGAUGCCUGGUGACCAAAUGAACCCCUUUGGCACUGACUCCUUUGUCCACGACAUUGACAGUGAUGCCUCUCUGACAAGUCUAAGUGACUGCUUCAUGGGCAAUACAGAUGUGGGCUCCUUGCAGGCGCGGGUGGGGAACCCCAUCGACCGCCUGUAUUCAAUGCAGAGCUCCUACUUUGCCUCCUGA